Aspergillus alliaceus is the source of this 1419-nucleotide messenger RNA. RefSeq names its product thioesterase-like superfamily-domain-containing protein. Gene Ontology annotation, cellular component: peroxisomal matrix. Gene Ontology annotation, molecular function: fatty acyl-CoA hydrolase activity. NCBI's taxonomy places the organism in Eukaryota, Fungi, Ascomycota, Eurotiomycetes, Eurotiales, Aspergillaceae. The record is from RefSeq and is a predicted model, not a curated record. Bases 1 to 1419 code for a protein of 472 amino acids. Gene Ontology annotation, biological process: acyl-CoA metabolic process; fatty acid catabolic process. The transcript has 5 exons.
AUGGAUUCGCCUCAGUAUCAAGAGCUCGGGCGCGUGUCGCAAGAGCAGCCGCCGAGCGAUAGCGAAACGGUCCGAGCGGCAUGGAGAUUCCUGGCAGGUUUAUCAUCGAAUUUAGCGCUUGUAGGGCCUUGUCUAUUUUCCAACCUCAUCGGUCUGCUGAACGUUGUUCUCAAUAUUCUCUGUCGAAACUUACUUCCCAUCAGUGGCUUGGAAACUGUGGGUAUGGCUCUUGCCGCCGGCUCUGCAGUCGUCUACGCGCUGUGCGCAUUAUGGACCUACGGAAGAGACAUCGCCGACGAAAUACGAGUUGACAUAUCCGACCGCACAACGGUACCUCCCACCGAAGAGGAGAUGCAACGACAACAGCUCCUGCAGCUUCUUCAAGAGAACAAGAGUAAAAAGAGACUGGGCUCCAAGGAUGUUUUUACCAACACUCGUCCUCUCUGGCACCCCCCUGGAGCGCGGGGCAUCUACGGAGGUGCGGCAAUUGCCCAGUCGCUCGCCGCCGCGAUGCGGACGGUCCCCUCCGACUUCGCUGUCCACAGCAUGCACUGCUACUUUGUCCUCGCCGGCGAUUCCGAAAUCCCGAUUCUGUACCAUGUCGAGCGAGUGCGUGACGGAAGGAGUUUCAUAACCCGUACUGUUCAAGCUAGACAACGGGGUCGACCGAUUUUCACCACCACUUUGAGUUUCAGCCGGGCGAAUAGCGGCGGGAAGAAGAAACUGGAACAUGCAACGUCUAUGCCUGCUGUGACACUGCCGGAUGAUCAUUCACCGGGCGUGAAGAAGAGGUUUAUGGACACUGAAGGCGGACCAUUCGAAUCGCACAAACUAGGGACUGUCAACCGGGAAUCGGGCAAUCCUGAGGAUAAGCGAAUCCGACGCUGUAAUCGAGCACGCGGAACAAUCUCCGAGGCUGGCGGUCAUCACGCCCAUCUGUCUGCCCUUGCCUAUGUGACCGAUAGUUAUUUCAUUGGAACUGUGACGCGCGUUCACGAUAUCCCUCGAUUUUCCUCCCCCGCUGAGCUCAAGGCAGUCUUGAAGGCACUCAAGAAUCCGUCCGACUUGGAUAACGAAGAUAUCGCGCGAGCAUUCAAGGAGUUGAAGGAAGAGGAGACCGCGGAACUGCGCCGUCGGCUGGAGGGAGCCUUGAGUAAAGCUGAGGAUCCGAAAAACAAGGGGAAACACAAGGAAGUUGGCAUGAUGGUCAGUCUUGAUCAUUCGAUUUACUUUCACAAUCCUUGGGCGUUCCGCGCGGACGAGUGGAUGCUCACGGAGAUGGAGAGCCCUUGGGCAGGCGAGGGAAGAGGAUUGGUUCUUCAAAAGAUUUGGUCUAAAGAUGGAACAUUAAUCGCCACAUGCACACAGGAGGGAGUUGUGAGAUUGAAACAAGACGAACCUCCUCGGUCCAAGAUAUAG